Necator americanus (New World hookworm) is the source of this 330-nucleotide messenger RNA. RefSeq lists its product as uncharacterized. Lineage: Eukaryota; Metazoa; Nematoda; Chromadorea; Rhabditida; Ancylostomatidae. The record is from RefSeq and is a predicted model, not a curated record. The transcript has a single exon. The coding region runs from base 1 to 330 and encodes 109 amino acids.
AUGAAAGAAGGAUGGGAAGUACGAACAGUGGAAGAAGUGGAUAAUGCAGUCAGUGCAGAGAUACCGAAUGGAGAAACGGAACACGAGGUUCACGCCGCUGUUACAUCGUUUAUGCUUCAUAGGAAUUGCGAAAUUAAAAGUCCUAAUUCCCCAUGCAUGCGUGAUGGAAAAUAUUCGGAACGUAUUCCCAAAAUCGUUAUUCUCAAAAUCGCUAGAUAUUCAGAGCGUAUUCCCAAAACGUCCAUGGAAGUGAACGGCUAUCCAAGCUAUCGGAGACCAACUGCACAACUGUUGAAGUCAAUGGCGAGGUGUACAGCGAUGAGUGGGUAA